This is a messenger RNA of Striga hermonthica, 1026 nucleotides long. NCBI's taxonomy places the organism in Eukaryota, Viridiplantae, Streptophyta, Magnoliopsida, Lamiales, Orobanchaceae. The record is from the annotation of a GenBank genome assembly.
AUGUGGCACACACUAGUGGAAGAGCAAAACCAACACUUCAUCCGCAUACGCGAAUUGCUCGGUGAAGAUCAACCCAAUAUGGAUAUUGAAGCUGAUGACCAGCAAGCCAAGCAAGAGCGCCUGAGAACGAGAUGGACUCCCGAUCUUGAUAGGAUUUUUGCAGACAUAGUUGUGGAGCAAAUUCGGCAAGGGAACAGGUCCAACAAUGUAUUUGACAAGAAAACUUGGAGCCAGAUACGUGAGGCAUUCAGUAGACAGACGAACCUUAAUUUCAACAAUAAUCAAUUGAGGAAGCAUCUCGAUGUUCUUCGGACACGGUAUCACAACUUGCAGUCCUCCUUUAACCAUAAUAAUGAUGCGAUUCAGGACAAUUGCUUUAUGGGAUUUGAUCUAUGGGAAGACAUUGGGGCAACAUCUAAGAUCGAGCCAGCAAAGACCAAGGACUGUCCAAUUUACAGUCAAUUGUGCAUCAUAUUCGCAGACUCGGGGGUUGAUGGAAAAUAUGCGCAAUCAAGCCAUUAUGAGGAGCUGAACAAGUCUGGAGGUCUCUUCCCUUCAUGCCUAGAAGGAGUUUCAAGCCCACAACUCCCCAUGACCCCAUCCACAUCAAAAUUACCAGAAGAGAACGGAUUUUCACCCGGAAACAACAUCAGCAAGAACACGGCUGGAAAUAAGAAGCGAAAGUGCUCUUCAGAAGCCGGCCCGCCGCCCGAACAAACAAAUUGGAAUCAAGAAUUAAGCGACUCGAUGGCGGAAGCCCUUUCGUUUAUGAUAAAGAAUUCCUCGAAUUUGCGAAAAUCGAUGAAUCCUAUGGUCGACGAGAGAUUUUCUAUCAGCAGCUGCAUGAAAGUGCUGGACGAGAUCCAAGGUAUCGAGGACGGACUUUAUUACGCUGCUUUGGAUCUUUUUGAAAAUCCCAGUCACAGGGAGACGUUUGUUUCGCUCAAAAACAAUGAUGUUCGGCUAAAAUGGUUGGAAGGAAAGUGCGGCAGCUUGCCACAUGUAUCGGGUCUGCACGAGUUUUAA